CGCUUUUCCCUCUUUCGUGAAUCUCGCUCUGUUCAUUCCGGUUGCUCAAAGCCCACAAGGCUUAAGGCUUGGAGGAGAUAUGAGCUUAACGUGUUAUCAGACCUAUCACAACAAGAAUGCCGGGGUUGCCUUUGCUGGUUCGUGAAGCCUCGAGUGCUGGAUGUAGCUGCAGGCACUCUAGAAGUUUGGAACAAAUGUGUCGCCAAGAUUCUCGGGUUCAUUUAUCUGUAGAGGAGGCUGCAGCAGCUGAAGAAAGUCUCUCCAUUUACUGUAAACCUGUGGAACUAUAUAAUAUUCUUCAACGUCGGGCAUUGCGUCAUCCAUCAUUUCUCCAACGAUGCUUGCAUUACAAAAUACAAGCAAAACGGCAAAAACGAAUAAAAAUUACCUGCACCCUUACGGGGCUUUUGACAGAUGGAGGACAAUCACCGAAUGUAUUUCCUCUUUAUGUGUUGUUGGCUACGCCUAUAUCCAAUAUUGUUGAUACAGGGUAUUCGGCAGUUUAUCGGUUCAAUCGGGCAUGUAUACUGACUGCAUUUAGUGAAUCUGGAAGGAGAGAUGUGGCUUCUGCUAAUUUCCUUCUACCGGAGAUUGGAAAGCUUGCAGCUGAUGCCAAAGCUGGCAAUCUUAGUAUCAUAUUUGUUACUUGUGCAGGAGAUAUUAAUCAUUCUGCUGAUGGUGUUCAUAUGGGAGUUGAUCGAGAUAUGGCUUCUGUUUCAUCUAUUCUCGGUGGACACUGUCUUUGGGGAAAACUACCUAUGGAUUCUCUUAGUUCUUCAUGGGAGAAGUCCCCAAGCUUGAGGUUGGGGCAUAGAUCUGAGAUGCAAUCAUCAAUUGAGAUGCACUCUAGUUUCUUGGAGCGUGGUGGUUUUGAUGGGGAAAAUUGUAUAAGGUUUCAGAUUCAUAAUUUAAGCACUGUGCAAAUGCGAGUGCAAGUGAAUGUUUCAGUACAAGAGGUUGGAGCAAAGGAGAGAUCUCCUUAUGAUUCAUACACAUAUGAUGAUAUUCCUAUUUCAUCCUUAUCUCAUAUCAUUCGGUUACGGGCUGGAAAUGUCAUAUUCAAUUAUCGGUAUUAUAACAAUACACUGCAGAAGACUGAAGUUACAGAAGACUUCUCAUGCCCAUUUUGCUUGGUGCGAUGUGCGAGCUUUAAGGGUUUGCGCUAUCAUUUGAGCUCAUCCCAUGACUUAUUCAAUUUUGAAUUUUGGGUCACUGAGGAGUAUCAGGCAGUAAAUGUUUCUGUCAGAAGUGACAGUUGUAGAUCUGAGGCAGUUACAGAUGGUGUUGACCCGAAGCUCCAAACAUUCUACUUCUGCUCUAAGCAAAGGCGCCAUAGAAAAUACAAGUACAUUGAUGACAAUGUGAAACACGUUGAAGCGGUGAAGUCAGACUCCCCUGAAAUAGCCCGUCCAGAUUGCUUGGAAAAGGAUGCAUCCACAAGUUCUUGCCAAAUGGCCAUUGAAACUCCAGCAAAUCAGUCCUCUCUAGAAAGAUCCAGCAAGAACUCUAAGAAAGGAGGAAAGAGGCCUCUUAAAGAACCUAGUAAAGAGAAGAAUUUGGACCAUUGCGGACAUAAUUCCCAAAGCGCUGGAGUGGAGAAUGGCUUCACUGGAGAGUGUGGAGAACCAGUUAUGUCAAGCUCCGAUGUAAUGGGCGUUUGUGCUGCUAAAGCUCAGGCUUCUCUUGGCAGUGAGUGUGCUCUUCCUGGGAAUGGAAGCAACCUUGCUCCUCAAUGUGCAAAAGUGAGGAAGCUCUCAGCUGAAAGAAUGGACCCUAAAAACCGUGCACUCCUCCAAAAGCGCCAGUUCUUUCAUUCGCAUAGAGCACAGCCAAUGGCAUUGGAGCAAGUAUUUUCUGAUCGGGAUAGUGAGGAUGAAGUUGACGAUGACAUUGCUGAUUUCGAAGACCGUAGGAUGCUUGAUGACUUUGUGGAUGUAACCAAGGAUGAGAAGCAGAUCAUGCAUCUGUGGAAUUCAUUUGUGAGGAAGCAAAGGGUGUUAGCAGACGGUCACAUUCCAUGGGCAUGUGAAGCAUUUUCAAAGCUACAUGGUUGCGACCUUGUACGUGCACCAGCAUUGAUUUGGUGUUGGAGGUUAUUUAUGAUGAAGCUAUGGAACCAUUGUCUCCUUGAUGCUCGUACCAUGAACAAUUGUAACAUAAUUCUUGACAAUUUUAAGAAAAUGGAGUUAGAUCCGCAACAAAAUGAAGCUCGGCAUCCAUGAUUGUACGGGAAAUUGAGGCACUCCCGAUUCGUUGAGACUUGCAUUCGAGUUGCGGCGGUUGAUAUCCCUGCAUAUAUUUCAUAUGCGUCUCCUGCCUCACUGUGAUAUUAAUUCUUUUUGCUGAAAGCAUGGAGCACAGAAAAGAGAAUAGGGAAGAAAAAGAUAUGAAAAGAGAUCUCAUGUUUCAUUCAUUUAAGGAGCUUUUUGAGAAUACAUUAUGUAAAACUAAUCUAUUUGUAGAAUUUUGAGGAUAUCAAGAAAUGGGGUUUUCUUUUUCUGAGUAUU
Molecule: messenger RNA, 2507 nt
Organism: Amborella trichopoda
Lineage: Eukaryota; Viridiplantae; Streptophyta; Magnoliopsida; Amborellales; Amborellaceae
Product: polycomb group protein EMBRYONIC FLOWER 2
Cellular component (GO): nucleus
Molecular function (GO): chromatin DNA binding
Source: RefSeq, a predicted model, not a curated record